ACGAUGGAGACCACGGAUCGUCUUUGCAUCAUUCCCGUUGACGAUUGGAGUGAGCUACGUGACCAGUACCGUAAGGAUUAUCCCAAGCAUCAUGUGGCGUUCUCGACGAUCGACAAUUACGUGCGCUGGUACGAAAAAGAUCCCAGUAUUAAAAAUCUCACCAUUUACUGUCUAAAUGGAACCUGGCGGGACGACGGAACUUACCUAGUCGUGGAUCGAUACCAAUUGUUCGUGUACAGCUGGGAACCGACAAAUCGUGUGCUGGAGCGAGCCCUUCACCUUCUUGAUUGGAGCGGUGGUUUGAAAGUGAGCUCCUUACUUUCUCGGCAUCGGCAGCCUGUGCUGAAUGUGAUCACUACUAAACAGCUUACGAUGGAGUAUGACAGUGAAACGUUUCUGUACUACAUGCCCAAGGCAGAUUGCGAUGCGUUGAAUCUCUCAGUACCAGACGGGUUUGAGUUGAAGUCACUUAGCGCGGAAGAUGCAUCCAAAGCGAACGACGUGUGGCCUAAUCGGCACCAGGGAUCUCUGUUCUUUCUCCAGCGCCUGGCAGCGUGGAAUCCCAACGUUGGUCUCUACGAUCGUUCUUCUGGGAAACUUGUGGCGUGGUGCUUUCGAUUACAAGCUGGUCCCCUUGGAGCUCUGCAAGUCGACGCCGGGUAUUUCCGGCGUGGUUUCGGAACGGUUGUAGCGCUUGCAGUGACAAAACAGAUAGCAGCCCUUGGACAAGAUUGUUUUGCACUAGUAAACGGAAACAACGAACCCUCAAAGCGAAUGUUUGAACAGAUAGGAUUCAAACAUGAUGGCGAAGCGUAUUGGAUAAGAACUUUUCCGACUGCGCCGGACAUGGAAUGGGUGGACUAG
Messenger RNA from Anopheles nili, 864 nucleotides. RefSeq lists its product as uncharacterized. The record is from RefSeq and is a predicted model, not a curated record. Lineage: Eukaryota; Metazoa; Arthropoda; Insecta; Diptera; Culicidae. Gene Ontology annotation, molecular function: acyltransferase activity, transferring groups other than amino-acyl groups. The transcript is spliced from 2 exons. Bases 4 to 864 code for a protein of 286 amino acids.